Molecule: messenger RNA, 432 nt
Organism: Saccharomyces paradoxus
Lineage: Eukaryota; Fungi; Ascomycota; Saccharomycetes; Saccharomycetales; Saccharomycetaceae
Exons: 1
Coding region: 1-432 (143 amino acids)
Biological process (GO): negative regulation of transcription by RNA polymerase II; rRNA processing
Cellular component (GO): nucleolus
Molecular function (GO): DNA binding
Source: RefSeq, a predicted model, not a curated record
AUGGUUACGUUCAACUGUGAGGUGUGUAAUGAUACAGUGCCCAAGAAGAAUACAGAAAAGCAUUACUAUAGAUGUCCAGAUGCGUAUUACACGUGCAUAGAUUGCUCCAAGACAUUUGAAGAUGGCGUGAGUUACAAGAAUCACACUUCUUGCAUCAGCGAGGAUGAGAAGUAUCAGAAAGCAUUGUAUAAGGGCAACAAGAAGCAGAAGCAGAAGCAGCAGCAGCAGCCGGCGGCUCCUGCCAAGAAAGUGCAGAAGCCUGUAGUCAAGAAAGUGGAGAAAGUAGAAAAGACCUCCAACGGUAUCGAGCUUCAAAAGGGCAAGUCAUUGUACAAAAUUUUGAAAACUAUCAAGGAUAAAGAUGCAAAAAAGAUCUUUUUGAAAAACCUGGUUGUGGAUUCUGAGGGCCAAAUCAGAUAUGCAAACGAAUAA